Molecule: messenger RNA, 793 nt
Organism: Branchiostoma belcheri (Belcher's lancelet)
Lineage: Eukaryota; Metazoa; Chordata; Leptocardii; Amphioxiformes; Branchiostomatidae
Product: calmodulin-beta-like
Exons: 6
Coding region: 122-685 (187 amino acids)
Molecular function (GO): enzyme regulator activity; calcium ion binding
Source: RefSeq, a predicted model, not a curated record
CGUCACGUCAUGGACAUUCCGCUACACGCUAAAUAAUUCACGUUUUAAUUUCGCAAAGUGGUCGGGGCGGAGUUUUCUCCAUUGUUCUCACCUCUGACAGGGCUAAUUAUCCUAUCACCGCAUGCUGCGGUGCGUAGAGACUAUUGUGGACCUGGUGGCCGGACUGUGCACUUGCCUCUGUAAGGGAUCGGAAUAUUGGGAGUUCGACAAGCGAGUCUGCGCACACGCCAUGGUCGAACACUUGACAGACGAACAGAUAGAGGAAAUCAAGGACGCGUUUGUGUCCUUCGACAAGGACAGUGACGGUCUGAUCGCCACGAAGGAGAUCGGCUCCGUCAUGAGAUCGCUUGGACAGAAUCCCACCGAGCCCGAGCUGAACGCCAUGAUCAACCAGGUGGAGAUAGGCGCAGGAAAGUUCAAGAUCGACUUCCCCGAGUUCCUGGACAUGAUGGUUGAGCAGAUGGAGUCCCACAGCAGCGAGCAGGAGAUCGCAGAGGCCUUCAGGGUCUUCGACAAGGACGGCAACGGUUUUAUCAGUGCGGAGGAACUGCGGGACAUCAUGAAGAACCUUGGCGAGGCGAUGUCCGUGGAUGACGUAGAUGAGAUGAUAGAAGCUGUGGACACGGACGGAGACGGACAGAUCAACUUCGACGAAUUUGUGGCGAUGAUGACGGGAAAGUUCUGACCUGUUGUUGGAUACACCGACCACUGCAAUCUCUACUCUCGAACUAUUUUAAUAUCAUCUCUAAUUUAACUUUCUAAUUUUUGCGAUUUCAAUUAAAAGCAAUGUACA